Eucalyptus grandis is the source of this 3045-nucleotide messenger RNA. RefSeq lists its product as uncharacterized. Bases 345 to 2747 code for a protein of 800 amino acids. The transcript has 9 exons. Gene Ontology annotation, cellular component: nuclear pore. NCBI's taxonomy places the organism in Eukaryota, Viridiplantae, Streptophyta, Magnoliopsida, Myrtales, Myrtaceae. The record is from RefSeq and is a predicted model, not a curated record.
UUUCCUCUCUCACGUCACGCUGUCUUUUCUUUCUCCGUGAAAGUAACUGUCGGGAAAGACAAGCGCCGUCCCCAUUCAAGCCGUCGCUCUCGGAGCACGAGGGACAUAAGGCAGCACCACCCUCGUCGUCUCCUUCUUCUUCUCCUUCUUCUUCUUCUUCUUACUCCCCCUGGCGAUCCCGAGGCGGCCAGCCAUUGUCUCCUGGUUCGAGAGAUCUCGGAAGGAGGAAGCGCCCUUUUGGUCCUGAUAGCCAAAGCAAGAGCCCGAGGAGGUGCUCCUGGCUUGUUAGGCUUGGAGAAGUCUCUGAUGAUUGAUUAGGGUGGGUUGGGAGGAUAAAGCUAGAAAUGGAAAGCAAUAAGAAACGAACUCCAAAUAGCAGUCAAAAAAAGCGCUCCGAAAGAAAUGAUAAGAAAAACCAAAAGCCACGUCAGGAGAAUGGCGUGAAGGGUUCGAAUGCCAGACGAACAGACUCUAAAGCUUCAACUGGUAGACCAGGUGAUUCCAGGGCAGGUCCUGAGCCUGCUGAAGUUUAUGAAAACGUGGUUAUACACUAUGUAGAUGAUGCCAGCAGGAUUGAGGAUGCAAAUGGUAAUGCACAAAUUCCAGUGUUGCCUGAUGAACAAAACAAGGAUGAAACCUCGGAUGACCAUUCUAGUGAUCUGGAGAAGGAAUCUUGCCAGGGAAAGGAAGAAGGAUCAGACGCUGAGACUGUUAAAGAUUCUGUAUCAUCUCAAGGAGAUUCUGUGACCACUGAGGAGGAAAGAUCUUCAUGGAAAGUCGACAAAAGAAAAAACAAGACAAGCACCACAGAGAGCUCACCUCAUGAAUCAAGAACGAAAAUUGACCAUGAAAACAAUAAAUCACAGUCCAAAGCAUUGCAGAGUACCAAUGGGAAAUCUACAAUGUCCAGGAAGGAGACUUCUGGAGUUUUUACCAAAAGUUUAUGUAACGGUGACCCUGGGCAUAGAGAUUUUCCUACUAAACCUUCAUCAGAAUCUUCUGAAGGAGCAGAUGACAAAAGUACUGAAGAGAUCAAGGAAGUUGAUAUAUUAGAUGAAGCCUCAAAUGUCACUCAAAGUGUUGGAAGUGAUGGUGAUGCUUCUGAUGCUGGAGAAAAUGAGCGGAAGGAUCAGGCUGCUUUGGAACAAAAGAUCGAAGAAAUGGAGAUGAGAAUUGAGAAACUUGAAGAGGAAUUGAGAGAAGCUGCUGCCCUCGAAAUCUCACUCUAUUCUGUGGCACCCGAGCAUGGGAGUUCUGCACAUAAAGUUCACACGCCUGCUCGACGUCUUUCUAGACUCUACAUUCAUGCUUGUAAGCAUUGGACUCAAGACAAGCGGGCCACUAUAGCUAAAAACAUCGUCUCAGGGCUUGUCUUGAUUGCAAAGUCCUGCAGUAAUGAUGUCCCAAGGUUAACCUUCUGGUUGUCCAACGCCGUUGUGCUGAGGGAAAUCGUUUCUCAAGCAUUUGGCAGUUCACAUAACUCAAGCCCUUUUACAAGGUUUGCUGAGUCAAAUGGGAGUGACAAGAAAAGUGAAGCCAAGUCUAUGACGUUGAAAUGGAAGGGCAAUUCUAACUUCAAGCAAACAACUGGCUCUAUGCAGUUUCUAGAGGACUGGCAGGAAACAGGAACCUUCACGGGUGCUUUAGAGAAAGUUGAGAUGUGGAUUUUCUCCCGGAUAGUUGAGUCCAUUUGGUGGCAGGCUUUCACUCCACACAUGCAAACACCCGUUCAGGAUUCAUUUUCCAACAAAAGCGCGGGGAAGUUGCUGGGACCAGCAUUGGGUGAUCAGCAGCAGGGGAAUUUCUCUAUUAACUUGUGGACAAAUGCUUUUCAAGACGCUUUUCGACAGAUGUGUCCUGUUAGAGCAGCAAGACAUGAGUGUGGUUGCUUGCCUGUAUUGGCAAAGAUGGUAAUGGAACAAUGUGUUGCCAGAUUAGAUGUGGCAAUGUUCAAUGCCAUUCUUCGUGAAUCAGCUUUUGAGAUACCAACAGAUCCAGUCUCUGAUCCAAUUGUCGAUUCCAGGGUACUGCCUAUACCAGCAGGACACUUGAGUUUCGGAUCUGGAGCUCAGCUUAAAAAUUCAGUUGGCAAUUGGUCUAGAUGGCUAAGUGACAUGUUUGGCAUGGAUAAUGACAACCCUGCUGAAGAGGAUCAGCACAAUAACAAGGAGGAAUUUCAGCAGGGUGGUGAUAGUGAACUUAAGUCCUUCCUUCUUCUUAAUGAGCUGAGUGAACUUCUAAUGCUCCCAAAAGACUUGAUUUUAGAUCGAUCAAUCAGAAAGGAGGUGUGUCCGACGAUUAGUCUAGCUCUGGUCAAACGGGUGCUCUGCAACUUUACUCCAGAUGAGUUUUGUCCAGAUUCUGUUCCAGGAGCUGUAUUGGAGGCACUGAAUGCCGAAAGUAUUGUGGAGCGGCGAAUUUCUGGAGAAACUGUGAGAAACUUUCCUUAUACAGCUGCUCCUGUUACGUACUGCCCGCCUUCCUCUCUUGAUGUGGCAGAGAAAGUUGCAGAGGCAGGAGUCCGUUUUCAGUUGUCAAGGAACGUGUCUGCAGUGCAGAGAAAAGGGUACACAAGCGACGAAGAACUUGAAGACCUGGAAUCUCCUCUCGUGUCUAUAAUGGAUAAUAUGUAUUCAUCUCCGACUACCGUUAGUAAUGGAAAUGGAAAUGGGAAACUAGUGGAGCGUCCUGGUUACUCUUUGAUGAACGCAAGAUAUGAACUCCUUCGAGAGGUCUGGUCCGAGUGACCUAGGGUUCAUGUAUAUUCCGAUUCCCUGUCAAAUGUAAAGGUGCAUAAGAUAAAGUUUUAUAUCCAUGAAAACGUAGAGAGUGGAGGAGAUGAAAAGUGAAAGCUUUUCAUGAGCUAUCUGAUACAACAGAUUUCUUGUAUAUUUGCCGCAACUUGUGAGUUUUACACAGUUCAAGAUUUCUUUCAUUUUGUUUGUCUGUUUCCAUUUGCUAUCCAAGGUAUCCUUGCUUCAAAAAGAAGUUGUACAGCUGAAAUAAAGUCAACCGGCAUAAAUUGCAUGAGAUUGCUAUUCGCUA